GAACAUUGAAGUCCUGAAAUUAUAAAUGAUUUGGUGACAAGCCGAGCUUGCAAUGCAGGCAAUAAAAACCGUGGAAAAAGAAGUGACUUUUAUAAAGGAAAUACAUUUCACAGAAACCUUCCUAAAGAAAGAAGAGUGCAGCAGAAGCCUGGAGAGCAGGCGGCUCUGUGAGCAGCAGCCAUUGGAAGGAGCUGUCUGCAGCUCUCAGUGCUGUACUGAGCAUGUCCCAGCGGAGCCCAGUGCAAGCAGCACAUUAUGCAAAAAGGCAGCUCUAGCAGAUGGGAGAGAGGCACAGCAAGCAUUUGCUUCACUUGCAUCACCACCGCUUGAAAACAGACCUGGAUCGCUAGAGGGGAUCUUGCCGGCAGGCCAAAGGAAUGAAAUUCGGGAGCAUGGCUUGAUUGCUGAAGGUGUUGCACUGAGAAAAAUCAUGGGGAAUCAAGAUGGGAAGCUAAAGAAAAAUACAGGUGAUGUGCAUGAAGGAGGAGAGGAUGCCUCUGGGCCCAAGGAUACAGACGGCACAAAGAAGGUAUCGGGAAGCAGAAGGGGACUGGGGAAGCAUGCAAAAGGAAGUGAAUCCAGUAAGAAGAAGGGUAAGUCGGACUCGAGGGCCUCGGUGUUUUCAAAUCUGAGGAUCAGAAAAAAUCUGUCCAAGGCUAAAGAUGGGAAUAGUAGUUCACGGGAGGAUGUUUUGGAAAGCCAGGCCUUGCAGGCUGGAGAGCUGGACAGUACUCACUCAAUUGUAACCAAAACUCCAGAUAUAAGCAUCUCUGCAGAUGAAGGGGGUCUCUCAGACACAGAUGUGGAACAUUUUGAAAUCAGAAAUGAAACUGUCCCUGCUGCUGUGGAGACACAGGAUGGACAAAGGACCAGCUCUGGCUCUGAUACAGAUAUAUACAGUUUCCAUUCAGCCACAGAACAAGAGGAUUUGCUUUCUGAUAUCCAGCAAGCUAUUAGACUGCAGCAGCAGCAGCAGGGGGCAAUUAACAUUGGAACUGAGGACCUUGUCACCAAAACAAUGGGCCGACACAUGGCUAAUUCGCAAGCAGCCCCCUUAGAUUUUGAACGGUUUCUUUCAGUAGCUACCACUGACAAAGAGAGGAGCCCAGACACUGAGGGGGCUUUUCCAGCGAUAUCUGAAAUUGCAGAAAAUGUUCCUGUCUCCUGUGCAACCGAACGUGAACUGAAAGAAGCAGUAAAAGGCACAGGCUCUCCUGGUAAUGGCUUAUUUGAAACACAAGAACGUAAGCUAUUGAUUGGGGAACAGGAACAGCUCGUUGCUGGAGUGGAUGCUGUAGCUAGUGAACUAGAAGGUGAUUUAAAUAGAACUGCGGUAGAAAACGGGUCUCAGACACACAGCUCCACAGAACCUUUUCCAACCUUGGUAGCAGAUGCUGAGACUGAAAUUGCUGAAGUGCAGGAUGUUGAUUUGCAGGACUCUGUAACAGAGGAUGGUAUUUCAGAUGCAGGCCGUGAUCGUGCUGCUGAGACUCAGGAAGGGAAACACGCUCUGUCAGCCAGUCAAGAGGACCUGCAUAAUGGUUUAUCCACGGAAAUGAAAAAUGGCAUUUUGUCCUCUGAGGGGACAGCAGGCAGUCCAAUACUGGGUUCCCGAUGCUUUAAGCCUUAUCUAAUUAAUCCUUGUUACAUCAAAACCACAACUAGGCAACUGAGUUCUCCCAACCAUUCACCAUCUCCCUCCCCGACCCAGAGCCCGCUUUUUACAAGGAGGCAGGAGUCCUUCCACAAAAAAGAAAAAGUCUCAAUCAAGAAGCAGAGGUCUGCUAGUUUGGCAGGUUUAUUUAGUCGUUCUGCAGACUGGACAGAAGAGGUAUCUAAUCACAAAUAUGAGAUAACACAGAAGGUGGGGUCUGCAGGCUACUUGGAGCCCAAGGGGUUUAGAGAGAAAUUUCAAACAGAAAGAGUGCCUUUGACUCAUUCGAGAAAGUCCUCAGGGGUGCAGGCUUCUACUGAGACAUUUCCCAAUGUCUUUUCAG
This is a messenger RNA of Pelecanus crispus (Dalmatian pelican), 1997 nucleotides long. The record is from RefSeq and is a predicted model, not a curated record. Lineage: Eukaryota; Metazoa; Chordata; Aves; Pelecaniformes; Pelecanidae.